AUGAGCAAUGCUACAACGACAACGACAACAUCACUGUCCCACACUGACGCCGCACAAUGGAAUAGAGAACUUAUGCUCGAAUUCCAGGCCGCGUUAGAGAAGGAUCCAGCGGCGGACCUGAUCUCAAUGUUCCCCGACUCAUAUAUUCAAGAACAUCGACAUGCUCGAGACAGUCGGGCGAUUCCGAAAUCUAAGCGAGAGCGUGAAAAAGAAGCUGAGCAAAGACCAGGUCCUGAGUUCCGAACACGCCUUGAAUUGGCGGAGACUGCCACGAUCGUCCAUCCAUUAUCCGAGAAAGUGAUACCUUUGCUUGCGCAGUACUCAACGCAGGAGGAUGGGUCGAUCGGUGAUGAGAAAACACUCGUAUCGGCCUUGACAAAGCUCAUCUGGGAGUCACCAAAACUCUGGGAGAGCCCCAUCAGAGGCGUGGUGGUGAAGUGUAGCGAGGAUAUCAUUGCCAAAAUCGUAGCAGGAUACGGAGACUAUACUGAGUACACCAGCAUGCAAUACCUUAUGAAGCAGGCGCCCGAUAUUCCUGCCCCGAGACCUCACGGACUAAUAGCGUUCGGCCCCUCUCGCGUCAUAUUCAUGACAUACGUUUUCGACAAAACUUUGGCUCAAGCAUGGAACAGCCUAUCGCAUGAAAACAAGGUCUCCAUACAACACCAGCUGGAUGGUAUCUUCCGCCGUUUGAGGACAAUCCGACAGAGUGACGGUGCUCCGCUCGGUGGGGUUGGUGGGGAGGGGUUGCACGAGCUUCGCGUCGACGAAUGCGCCUCGUUUAAAGGUAUCACGACCGCGAAAGAGUACAAUGACCUGCAGUUUUCCGCUCGCCAUUAUGGCAGUUCAACUUAUGUCAGUCUUCUCCGCUCGCUUCUGGAACACGACGCUUCGAUAUUAGAGCAUGGAUCCGUCUUCACUCAUGGCGAUAUUCGGACUGCCAAUAUCAUGGUGAAACAAGACCCCAGUUCCAAGGAUCAGUGGUAUGUUGUGUCUGGGGUCAUUGACUGGGAGGAUAGUGGUUUUUAUCCACUUUAUUAUGAGUGUACGGUUUUGUCGCGUACUCUCAGUCUGGUGGAUGAGAAUGACUGGUAUCUUUAUCUGCCAGAGAGUGUUUCGCCGUUGAAGUAUCCUGUAUGGUGGCUGAUCGAUCGGCUUUGGGGGAUACAUCUUAGGACCGUAUGAGUUGCUAAGGCUUUAGGAGAUUGCAUUUUAUCUCAUACAUGAUGGAUGUAGCUAUCCUAGAUUAAAAA
Messenger RNA from Aspergillus melleus, 1253 nucleotides. RefSeq lists its product as uncharacterized. Bases 1 to 1185 code for a protein of 394 amino acids. The transcript has 2 exons. The record is from RefSeq and is a predicted model, not a curated record. Lineage: Eukaryota; Fungi; Ascomycota; Eurotiomycetes; Eurotiales; Aspergillaceae.